Molecule: messenger RNA, 4684 nt
Organism: Cuscuta europaea
Lineage: Eukaryota; Viridiplantae; Streptophyta; Magnoliopsida; Solanales; Convolvulaceae
Source: the annotation of a GenBank genome assembly
AAAGAAUAUGCAUUUAGUGAACAAAUUAGCUCUAAAUUAAAGAGAAAAACAUGACAAGUUAUUACACAAAUCACCGGAACUGAAACAGAGUAUAUUACAGAUAUUACAUUCUAACUCAUAGUCUAAUACCGCAAAUUUAAGCAAUUAAUUAAUGACACAAGACAAAGCAAACUAUUCAGAUCGAUCUACAGCAGUAUGAAAAGGGACAUUCCGGCGGCCACCUGCAACAAAUACAUCAACCGUUGACUUGCAUUGACCACAGCAGCCGACGCUGCUGCGAACAUCCCUGCUUCAGUGUUGGUGGUCAACACCAGCACCGUCCAGUCAUCGUCCGUCCCGAUUCCCGCUCCGGUGAACCGGGAAUCGUUGAGGAAUUUCGCGUUUUGAAAUGACUGUGUGUAGUUGGUGAGAACCAGAGUAGGGACUCGCUUACGGACACAGACGGGCAGUAUUGUCCCGUCUUUAGUCGAGUUAGCGUCUAUCUUACACUUGUCCAGGUGUUUCUGUAAGUUCCCGAUUUGGGGCGGGCUGCUUCGGCUGCCCGCCCGCGGACAGGGCUGGUCUUCUAUUUCAUCAGCUAUCUCCUCAGCGAGGCAAUUCGCCUUGUCGUGCUUGGCCAGGGCCGGCACUUUCAAGGAUUGCCGGUAGCUGUUGAUUCCUUGCAGAAGAUGAUCCUCCUCAUCUGAUGUUAACAUUCAUGUAAUGUCAAAAGUCAUUUAUGGGGGAAAACAGAAUUUGUCUACUAUUCCGUACUACUGUUACAAAUUCAUACUCCCUACAUUCCUAUUAAAACUUUCAACUUUCCUUUUUCGUUAAUUCCAAUUAAAACUUUUUAGUAAAGAAUUUGUGGUUCACAACAUUUCUUACACAUUUCUCUUUCUUCUACACAACUUUCCACCACACAAUACUCACUAUCUUAAAUUGUGUUCCAAACCUAUUUGGAACAUAAAAUAGGAACGGAGGAGUACUAGAUACCUUCUGUUCCAAAUUAUUAAAGUUAAAUUUUCUCUAUUCAUUAAUUAAUUCAACUUUAAUUAUUGAAAUUUACAUAUUCAAAAGUUAAUGUUAAAAUCUUUAUUAAAAUAUUUAUAAAGUAAUAAAAUUCAAAUUAAAAUUUAAUUAAUAAUUAAUAUAUUCUAAUUAAGUGAAUAAAGUGAAUCUAUUUGACCCAAAAAGUCAAUUUUGUAACUCAAUUUGUAACUCAAUUUGUAACUCAAUUAUAUUUGGGAAGGACGGAGUACAUAAUUUAGCUUUUGUGAAAUUCACCCCCUACUCUCAAUUUCUAAAAAAAGUACAUCUAGAUCUCUCAUAUAUAAAUUAAGAAUUAGCGUUUUGGCUAGACACGAAAUUAAAAAUUAUCAUCGACUUUUUCCUAAAAUAUUAGGAAUUGAAUUUACUCCUAAUGAAGUCAUUUAUAAACUUUUAAUAGGACUAAAUAAAACAUACCCUAUUAAUUGUGCAAUAUGUCUAUCUUUUACUCCUAAUUGAAGUGAUUUCAUAUUUAAAAAAGUAAAAUUAUGUCAAGGAAACAAAAGAAGCUAAGCUAAGUACAAUGUUUACUUAAAAAAUAAUCAAUGCAGCCAUUUUACUAAUUUUCAAAUUUUUAAUAGGAAUAUACUUCGUAUAAAUAUAAAAAAAGUAAAAAUUUCAAAAUUAAAGUGAAAAUGAAUUGAAAUAGGUGGGCGGGCAGUUUGUGACUAACCAUCGCAGCGAACCAAGAGAGAAGCAAAGAGAAAGGCGAUGAGGAAACCCCAAAUUGUUGCAGCGAAUCGGUGAGAUGCCAUGGAUAUGAUAUAUAUGAUGGUGAUUAACAGAUCGAUCAGAAAAAUAUAUAUAGAGAUCAAGAAACUAAAGGGUAGAGCUGAGACUAGAGAUGAGAUUUGAAGAUGAAACUAAGCUAAGGCAGGACUAAUGGCCGGGUCAGGUGAUCGAAGCUAAGAUCUUUACACUUUCCAUUUUUAGUAGUACCAGAAAGAUCUUUACACUUCCUUAUUUGCCUUAUUUGACAAAUAAAUCUACACAAAACACAGUGUCAAACAGUGCUAAACAGUAUCAAACAGUGUUUAUUUCCUAAAAAAUUGUGAAAUCAAAAUGUUAACAUCUUUUGGAACCGGAAGGAGUAUUAUUUAAGAUCGAUAACUACGAAGGCCGGAGAUCGAUGAGGUCAAACAUAUCAAAGUGCAUGCAUGCAUGUAUAUGCCACACGUUGCAUCCAUGCAAAGCAGCUGACGCAUUUGGUACACUUGUACUUUUAACGCCCAUUUGCCACGUCUCCACCCCCUCUAUUUAAUUAUAUUGCGGCAUAAAAAUUAAGAUGUUUUUAGUUAGACUCAAACGGGACCGGCCGGUCCGAGGGAAACCGCGAUCCUGUCGAGGUCGUUUGGGACUUUCACGGUGAAACUUUUUGAUAAUUUUUUUGAGGUGUUCUUCACCAAAUCUAGUUUAUGUCCACCAAAUUUGAGUUAAAACUUCAAUCGCGAAGGCAGCUAAAUAUAUUAUUUCAGAACAUUGCACAGUUAAAGAUAUACAAACAACGCAGGGUUAUAAAACAAUUUAUUUGACUACCUUCCCGAUUGAAUUUUUAGCUUAAAAUUGAUGAGCAUAAAAUCAAUUUUUAGAGGUAAGGGUUGGACAUGAAUCGUCCUCUAUAUUUAGAUAUAGAGGUAAGGGACAGAUUGGUCAUCGAAGUUGUAUAAAAAUGGUCAAAUAAGUCCUUGUACAGGAGGCUCUGUCCGGCCGUCGCACUCAGAGCAGUUCCAGGUGGAAUUUUUUGAUGAAAUCUUUUGAGCAUCUUAUUCAUUAAGUCUAGUUUAAUCAGACCAAAUUUAAGUUAAAACUUCGAUCAGAAAGGCAUUCAAAUGAAGUCUUGAAAAUAACUGUGUUACCUUCCAGAAUUCAUUUUAAACUUAGAUAUUUACGUGUUACCUUCCAGAAUUCAUUUUAAACUUAGAUAUUUACGUUUUAGCAUAUGAGAUGGAUCCACAUACACCUAGCGUUUUCCUAAUUUUAGGAUCGGACGUGUCCACCGCCUGUAGCCCCAAGCCAAACCUUAUACACUUUCUCCGCCUGCCACGUACUUCUCGCCGCUUCGAUCCCUCACGUCCAUUUGCCUAUAUAUACAAUGCCACACCCUUUCAUUUCUCCACUACCAUAACCAAACUAAAUCACACAAGUACCUGUUUUAAAUUGACUUCUUAAAAGUACGUGGGCGGCGCCACCGCAACGCACCGUAAACCACCUCGCGUUCACUUUCCGGCGGUCAUGGCAUCGGACGGCAACCACUUCCCUCCGCAAAAGCAGGACUCUCAACCUGGCAGAGAACACCUCAUGAAUCCCACCCCUCGCUUCUCUUCUCAAGAUUAUAAGCCUUCCAACAGGCUUCAAGGAAAGAUCGCACUGGUGACCGGAGGAGAUUCGGGGAUCGGGCGAGCUGUUUGCCACUGCUUUGCAUUGGAGGGUGCAACGGUGGCAUUCACCUACGUGAAACCACAAGAGGACAAGGAUGCCAGGGACACCCUUGAGAUCUUAAAGCAGGCAUCCAAAGGUGGAAAAGAACCUAUGGCAAUACCGACCGACUUGGGGUUCGAUGAGAACUGCAAGAAGGUCGUGGAUGCAGUGGUGAAUGCUUACGGGAGGAUUGAUAUUCUUGUCAACAAUGCAGCCGAGCAGUAUGAGACCGGGUCGAUUGAGGAGAUUGAAGAGUCUAGGCUUUUGAGGGUUUUUAGGACUAAUAUCUUUUCCCAUAUCUUUCUUACCAAGCAUGCAGUGAAGCACAUGAAGGAAGGGAGCUCAAUAAUAAACACAACCUCAGUGACAGCAUACAAAGGGAGUCCGAAGCUGCUUGAUUACUGCGCAACGAAGGGCGCAAUUGUGGCGUUCACCAGAGGGCUUGCUCUGCAGUUGGUGAACAAGGGGAUACGUGUGAACGCGGUUGCCCCUGGUCCAAUCUGGACACCGCUGAUCCCGGCUUCAUUCACCGAAUCCGAAUGUCAAAGCUUUGGUAAAGAAGUUCCAAUGCAGAGGGCAGGCCACCCCAUCGAGGUGGCUCCGUCGUAUGUUUUCCUCGCGUCCAGCCCGGAAUCCAGUUACAUCACAGGCCAAGUCCUCCACCCCAAUGGAGGAACAAUUGUUAGUGGUUGAAGUAAAAAUAAAGGGCAAUGACAAGGAGAGUGUUAGUAAGGGCGGCUAGCUUCUUAUGUAUUGUGUAAUUAUAAUGUCUGUGUUGUGCUAAAGGAAGGCCUGCACUUUCUUUAUUUAGUUAUUGUGUCAGUUUGAGUGUGUGAAAUAUGUGAUGGUUUUUACUGUGUUACGUUGUCUGAUGUAAAUCCUUGUUGAUUUAUAGAAAAUAACACACUAGUACACAGUAUUAGUGUAUUACGCAAACACUUGUUCUUCUGAUCAGCUGUUGUUAAAAGAAUUUCCACAGAUAAAAAACUCUUGGAUAAAUAUUAAUGUUCAGUGGUGCUGUUUUAGUAUGUAAAAGUGGAGAGGAGAAAUAAGAAACAAUUAAGCACAGAAACUUACUGAGGAAAAGUAAUCAGUCUUUUAACAUUUCAAUAUGCUCCUUGAGACUUCCAUGGAUAGCAUCAACAGUAUCGAGAAGGAAAAGAUCAGAGCCAUGCUUUGCCAACAAUGAUAUUCCAACAGGAAGGUUGCCAUAUGCUCCGAGUGGUAUGUUUACCUG